Populus trichocarpa (black cottonwood) is the source of this 1952-nucleotide messenger RNA. RefSeq names its product polygalacturonase At1g48100. The coding region runs from base 315 to 1760 and encodes 481 amino acids. The record is from RefSeq and is a predicted model, not a curated record. Gene Ontology annotation, molecular function: polygalacturonase activity. NCBI's taxonomy places the organism in Eukaryota, Viridiplantae, Streptophyta, Magnoliopsida, Malpighiales, Salicaceae. Gene Ontology annotation, biological process: carbohydrate metabolic process. The transcript is spliced from 6 exons.
AGUAAUUCAAGUGGUCACACACCGCAGACAACACACGUCAUUUAACUGUUUUCAACUCCCUCAAACGUGGGUGCCUUGCUUCUCUUUUAUCUCCUCCUAAUCUCUUCCUCCACUCGUUAAAAAAGUUCCAUAAUCUUUCAAAACUCAACUUGUCUUCUUUGAAUUCAAUGUCCAGAGCGUGAACAUGAACUUGGGUACACCUAGUAGUAAUCAAAACCAAAGCCUCCUCUAUUCUAUUGUACUCAAGUUGAAUCUGUUUGUUCUAUAAGUAGCCCAUCUUUUUUCUUGUGCUUACAUUUAUUCCCUCAUCAAGUAUGGCAACCAUGACAUUGUCUAAAAUUCUCCUUUUGGCCUUCGCUUUCUUCUUUACAUACAUUGAAGGAAGAGUUCAUGGAAAAACUAAACCAAAACACUUGCACAUUGUUUCUCUCAUUUCACUACCACCUGCUCCUGCUCCUGCCCCUGCUCCUCAGGCUGCCAGUCCAAGUUACUAUACAGAUUCUCCAAGUCCUGGUCCUAGCCCUAAUCUUGUUCGAAGUCUUGCCAACGUCUACAAUGUACUAUCUUUUGGUGCUGUUGGUGAUGGUGACACAGAUGAUACACAAGCAUUCAAGAUGGCUUGGGACACUGCUUGCUUUCAGAAUGAACCAGCCAUUCUACUUGCUCCUGAUGACUAUUCUUUCAUGAUACAGCCUACUGUCUUUACCGGACCUUGUAAAACUAGCCUUGUGUUCCAGAUUGAUGGAACUAUAAUGCCACCAGAUGGGCCUGAAUCAUGGCCAAGUAAGACGAACAAGAGACAAUGGCUAGUGUUUUACAAGAUCGAUGGAAUGUCAAUGCAAGGAGGUGGUGUUAUAGAUGGCAGAGGAGAGAAAUGGUGGAAUCUACCCUGCAAGCCUCACAAAGGGCCUAAUGGCGCAACACUUCCUGGCCCUUGUGAUAGCCCAGUUGCUAUGAGGUUUUUCAUGAGCUCUAAUUUGAUAGUCCAAGGACUUGAAGUGAAGAACAGUCCCCAAUUCCAUUUUCGGUUUGAUAACUGUCAAGAUGUCACUGUACAAAUGCUCAGCAUUAAAUCACCACCUCUAAGCCCAAAUACAGAUGGGAUUCACAUAGAGAACACAAACAAUGUCCAAAUAUACAAUUCAGUCAUAUCCAAUGGUGAUGACUGUGUAUCAAUUGGAGCUGGUUGUCAUAAUGUCGACAUAAAGAACAUUACCUGUGGUCCAAGCCAUGGCAUAAGCAUUGGCAGCCUUGGAAUCGGCAACUCGAGGGCAUGCGUGUCGAACAUCACGGUGAGAGAUUCGGUAAUCAAGCAUUCUGAUAAUGGUGUCCGGAUUAAGACAUGGCAGGGAGGAUAUGGUUCUGUAUCUAAAAUCUCUUUCCACAACAUUAACAUGGAAACGGUCCGCAAUCCAAUAAUCAUAGACCAAUACUACUGCCAGACCAAGAACUGCACUAACCAAACAAGUGCAGUUCACAUAUCUGAUAUUUUGUACACAAGCAUUAAGGGUACAUAUGAUGUUAGGAGUCCACCCUUGCACUUGGCUUGCAGUGAUUCAGUCCCAUGCACUAACCUCGAGUUAGCAGAAAUAGAGUUGCUUCCUGCUCAUGGCCAAUUUGUGGCAGAUCCAUUUUGCUGGAAUGCUUAUGGGGCAAUGCAGAAUCUUACCAUCCCGCCAAUUUCUUGCUUGCUGGAUGGAAUCCCACAAUACAUAGGGCAAAACACUAUAGAUCAGUACUGUCAGAAUAAUUUGUAUUAGACCUGUAUGUAAAAGUAGCUAGAUGUAGUUACUUGUCAAAGAAGAGAAGGCUAUCACUGCAUAACAUGGAAUUAGAGGUUUUAGUUCAAGAAAAUUGCACCCUGAUCCAUGUUAUAUGAAACCUCUUGAAGAUCGAGUUGCAUCAAACAAGUGCGGUGACUAUUGGCUAUCAGUUCAAGUCUUCCAAUCCAA